Messenger RNA from Drosophila melanogaster (fruit fly), 1910 nucleotides. RefSeq lists its product as uncharacterized. The record is from RefSeq and is marked reviewed. Bases 105 to 1676 code for a protein of 523 amino acids. NCBI's taxonomy places the organism in Eukaryota, Metazoa, Arthropoda, Insecta, Diptera, Drosophilidae. The transcript has 7 exons.
GUGUGCGGUUCGCUUCGUCGGUUCGGGUCGAUUUGGUGGUAUUCCUCGGUCCUGAUUAUCCGAGCUGCAGGAAGCGAGCACGAGAGGAUUAUGUCAUUGCAGCCAUGGCCAAGAUAAUCUCGACGAUCAAGGCCAUCCUCACGAGGAUCAUCUUCAGUGCGCACAGCCUGCUGGCCAUUUGGCAGGUGGUGGCUUUAAAGAGUGAUAUCAUAUACUGGGCACUAUGUGGACCACUGCUGUUGCUGCUGCUCGAGGGCAUCUUCACCAUCAUGAUCAAGAAGACGCAGGAGUGGCGCUGGUUCUGCCCCUCGGUUUUCCUCUACCUGAGCAGCAUUGUGCCGGCGAUAUGGCUGCUGGAGCUGGACAAGGUAGCACGUCGGGUGGGCAACAUGACAUCGACCAACUCGACGGUCUACAGUCCGAGCAACUACAGCAUUCCCGUGGGCAACACCACCAUCUUCAUCACCAGCACCAACAGCAGUGGCGUGCCACCGGUGGCCACUCUGCUGGGUCAGGCCGGGGUCACCCUCUCGGUGACCCCGGACACUUGGACAACCCUCAUCGAGCAGUUCCUCAUGCUCAUCCUGAUCGUUGGUCGCUGGCUGCUGCCCAAGGGCGAUCUAACCAGGGAUCAGCUCAGCCAGUUGCUCCUGGUCUACAUUGGCACGGCGGCGGAUAUUAUUGAAUUUUUCGAUUCCUACAAGGAUGACUCGAUAGCAAAGAUUGGAUUCCUGGUCUUCCUUACACUGGGCAUAUGGUCCUGGAGCCUCAUGCAGUUCACCAUCGUGCUGUCCGCCACUCGAGGACGACGACCACGAGGCAGUGGAUCGCAUCACAAGGAGGAACAUACAGACUGUUGCCAGAACUGUUGCUGUGGCAUUGAUGUUUGGGGCAUCGUACUCAAUGUGAUCCUGCAGGAUGCGCCCUUCCUCACCUUUCGCCUGCUGAUUAUCUUCCAGUACAAAAUCAUUAACUACAUGAACGUCUUCUUUACAUGCAAAAACUCGUUGGUGAUCAUCCUGCAGCUUUAUCGGCUAUAUGUGGUCAACGCCGAGUUCUGGAAAAAUCGGCGUGAAAGUCGAAUGGCCAAGUCACGUCAGUUUCAAUCUCGUCGAAAAGUGCAGGAUGCUGAUCAGAACAGCAUUUACAUGAUAUCCAACGAAAGGGGUGGUGAUGUCAAAAAGAAGAUCAAAAGGGCCAAGGACAAGGACUAUGCGGAGCAGGAGGCGGUAUACAGUAAAAAGAAGAAGGACAAGAAGGACAAGAAGAAGCGCAAACGCAAGGAUACUGGCUACUCCACGGCCAGCUCGCAGAAUCUGUACUCCACGAAGGCGAGUGGCACGGACAAGGACACUCGCCGCAAGGACAAGAAGGGCAAGAAGUCCAAGCGCACCUGCAGCAGUUCACCCAGUGACUGCGACUUGGCCAAAAAGCAGAAGCGCAAGAACGCGGAUAAAAACGAUAAGAAAAAAUCCCGCAAAAUUGAGGCAGUCGUGGAGGAGUCGAGCAGCUCGAGCAGCAGCAGCUCCGAUUCCAGCAACUCCACUCUGCCCAGCUACGAGGUCAUCGACGAGAAGAAGGCCAGGCGCAGGAAGCACCGCGGAAGUAGUAGCGACACCAGUUCCGGGGACAGCAGCUCCUCCAGCUCCUCGUCCUCCAGCUCGGACUCGUCGUGAAUGAGGCACUUUUUUGGCACUAACGCCAGACGUUAGGGAAUCGAUUUUUUUGGCAGUCACUUGCCAGCAUUCAAGUGGCUGCGCCGCUGCUCCGGGAGCUCAGAUUUGUAAGACCCCAAGGGGCAGGUCUAUAAUUUGAUUGCAAACACACCGAGCGUUAAUCAUGAAAAUACCACAUGCUUACGCUUUUACAUUAAAAUGUUGUGAGAUACAAAAGAAACUGCAGUGAGUUUU